AGAGGAUCGACGAGUCCUGCGACUAAAGACAACUCUUGUUUCCAAACUGCGGGAACACGUAAUUUUUGACGCACCAGCUCACUGGAUCUUGAGAGCGGAUUAUACAGCAUAUUCGGCUGUUCCACGUGCGACUAUGGAGAGGCAAUUUUAAUGAGUCUUACUUAAAAUUGUUUUGUGAGGGAAAUAAGAUGCGACUUGUUGGAAACGGACUGACACUCCUCGCUGUGUUGCUGAGGAUCUGCGGCAGUUUGACAGUCAAGGAAAAAGUUUGCAAGGGAACCAGCAAUCAAUUGGCGCUGCUGGGGACGUAUGACGAGCACUAUGACAACCUGGUCAGGGUGUACACCAACUGUACGGUGUUGCUGGAGAACCUGGAGGUCACCUACAUCCAGCAGCACCGCGACCUCUCCUUCCUCUCCUCUGUUCGGGAAGUGGGCGGGUAUGUCCUGAUUGCCAUCAACAAGGUAGACACCUUCCCAUUGGCCAAUUUGCGGCUAAUCAGGGGUCACACCCUCUAUGAUAAGAAGUACGCCCUGGUGGUGAUGGCAAACUAUGACAAGAACAACACUUCAGAGACCCUGAACUACACCAGUGGACUGAGGCAACUGGAGCUCACUGGACUGACUGAGAUUAUGAAGGGGGGUGUGAAGUUUGCCAACAAUCCUCUGCUGUGUAAUGUUGAAACCAUUCAGUGGUCGGAUAUUGUGGACCAAUCAACUCAUCCCACAAUGCAGUUCAUGAAUCAAACCUUUCCACGCAAUUGUGGAAACUGUGAUCCAAGUUGCAAUGGCUCCUGUUGGACUGCUGGACCUCAGCACUGUCAGACAUUCACUAAACUGGUUUGUGCAGGCCAGUGUUCUGGAAGAUGCCGUGGUCCCAAACCCAAGGACUGCUGCAACGAGCAGUGUGCUGCUGGCUGUACAGGUCCCAGCGCAACUCAGUGUCUGGUUUGUAAGACCUUCAGUGACGAUGGCGUGUGUAAGGAGAACUGUCCCCGGCUCAUGAUCUACGACCCCACCCUGCACCAGCUGGCCCCCAACCCCAACGCCAAGUACUCCUUUGGCUCCGCCUGCGUCAAGUCCUGCCCCUAUCACUAUGUGGUCACGGACGAUGGAGCGUGUGUGCGAUCGUGCAGCGCAGGAUCGCGCGAGGUCAAGGAGAAUGGAGUUCAGCACUGCAAGAAAUGUGACGGGCCCUGUCCAAAAGCUUGUGACGGGGUGGGGGUGGGCUCCCUGCAAGGCGCGAUCAGCAUCAACGCCUCCAACAUUGAGUCCUUCCGGAACUGCACCAAGAUCAACGGCGGUGUGCCCCUGAACGCUAUCACCUUCAGCGGAGACAAGUAUGACAACAUCCCUCCCAUGGAUCCUGCCAAACUGGAGUAUUUUAGGACAGUGAAGGAAAUCACGGGGUACUUGUUUAUUCAUCAGUGGCCAGAGAACAUGAGCUCUCUGGCCGUCUUCGAGAACCUGGAGAUUAUCCGAGGACGGCACACACACAACCAGUACAGUCUGGCGGUGGUCCGAGCCCCCCACCUGCGCUGGCUGGGCCUGCGGUCCCUCAAGGAGAUCAGCGCGGGGAAGGUGAUCAUCAAGCAGAACCCGUUGCUCUGCUACACCGGGCCCCACCGGUGGGCCCGCCUGCUGCACGCCAGCGGAGAGACCGUGAUCGUGAACAACUCCAACCAGACCACCUGUGAGAUACAGAAUCAAACCUGUGACCCUGAGUGUACAGAUGCAGGCUGCUGGGGGCCUGGCCCCGACAUGUGUAUCUCCUGUCUACACUUUAACCGCAGGGGGCGCUGUGUGGUGCUCUGUAACCUGCUGGAAGGGGAACCCAGAGAGGGAUUAGUCAACAGCAGCUGUGUACAAUGUCACCCAGAAUGCCUUGCAAAGAGCGGGACGCCUACCUGUCACGGCCAGGGGCCCGACCAGUGUUUCGAGUGUGCCCACUCAAAGGACGGCCCCCACUGCGUGAGCCGCUGUCCCCACGAGGUCCCUGUCGACGGGGAGACGGUGAUCUCCAAGUACGCAGACGCUCAGGGACUCUGUCAGCCCUGCCACCAGAACUGCACCCAGGGGUGCUCAGGACCUGGACCGGCUGGGUGUCAUAGGUCAGACAGAAUCUUAUUAAUAUUUUAAUGCUGCAUUUUAACAUCACUUCUACCUAGAAUGGUAGAAGGAGGGGGCAUCCGUGGCAUACUGGUUAAGGUGUAGGACUGGUAACCGGAAGGUGGCCAGUUCGAAUCCCGAACCUCCACGGAUGAGGUGCCCUUGUGCCCCCAUGUGUGUAACUGCAUGUGUGUACCUGCGUGUGCACCUGUAUUUGUGUACCCCACGUGUGUGGACCUCUGUAUGUGUAUGUGUUCACCGGCUACCCGGAUGGGUUAAAUGCAGAGAAAGAAUUUCCCCCUAAAAAGGGAUGAAUAAAGGACUUGUC
Molecule: messenger RNA, 2436 nt
Organism: Gadus macrocephalus (Pacific cod)
Lineage: Eukaryota; Metazoa; Chordata; Actinopteri; Gadiformes; Gadidae
Product: melanoma receptor tyrosine-protein kinase
Exons: 16
Coding region: 189-2138 (649 amino acids)
Biological process (GO): positive regulation of kinase activity; multicellular organism development; negative regulation of apoptotic process
Cellular component (GO): basal plasma membrane; signaling receptor complex
Molecular function (GO): epidermal growth factor receptor activity; epidermal growth factor binding
Source: RefSeq, a predicted model, not a curated record